CUUUUGUCUUGGUGGGCCUGGAGAUUUAGACGCCGUGGAUGGACUAUCGUCUUUUGCUCAAGUUUUUGUACCUGUUUCGCAUUUUCAAAAAGCGCGCGCACUAUCACCAUGUUUAUUUAGUUGAAUGUUUGUAAAUGUAGCCAUCAACAAACAUCUAUAGUUGACCACAACCAUCUGGCACGGCUAACAUUGCUGCAUAAACAUGUCUGCCCUGCUGAAGGUUGUCAAGGCUGUAUUUAACAUAUUCUGUGGUGGAUCAUCCCAAGAACCCAGCAAGCCACAAGAGCAAUCUCCUCCUCCAUUUCACCAGCCAGAGCAGCAUCAACCGGUAUUUCAGCCACCUCAUCAACCGUCUCCCCCACAUUAUCCACCGUCACCACAUAGACCACCAAAGCAUGAGGACGACAACCAGAAAAACCAGCAGAAUGAAUACUACAUCGACCUUCGUGCGCGCGCCAAUAAAGAAGGGGAUGAAAUGGCUAAAUGUUUCAGUGAAAGCCAUGAAGCCUAUAGUUGCGGUGAUGGUGCUAGAGCCAAGGAACUCUCAAGCCAAGGGAAAAAACACCAACAAAAAAUGGAACAGUUGAACAAAGAGGCGAGUGAUUGGAUUUUCGUUGAAAACAACCGUGAUAGCAAACCUGGGGAGAUUGACCUGCACGGCCUUUAUGUCAAAGAAGCCAUUGCACGUACAGAUAUUGUCCUUGAAGAAGCGAAGCAAAGAGGUGACUCUGAAAUUAGGCUCAUCGUCGGUAAAGGCUUGCACUCCAAGGGGGGCGCAGCAAAAAUAAGGCCAGCUGUUGAGAACGUGAUGCGCAAACACCAGUUGGUCGCAGAGCUGGACCCCUCAAAUUCCGGCGUCCUUGUAGUGCACCUUAAUGGAGCGAGAGGCGGAGGCGUCGGGCCGGACGAAAUUGUGCGCCGGCUUGACCGCGAUAAUGUUUGUGUAGUCAUGUGAAUUGUAAUUAUUUAAAUAAAAAUAAAAAUACUCCAACCGUGGGC
Molecule: messenger RNA, 999 nt
Organism: Guyanagaster necrorhizus
Lineage: Eukaryota; Fungi; Basidiomycota; Agaricomycetes; Agaricales; Physalacriaceae
Product: DUF1771-domain-containing protein
Exons: 6
Coding region: 203-955 (250 amino acids)
Source: RefSeq, a predicted model, not a curated record